This is a messenger RNA of Myxocyprinus asiaticus (Chinese sucker), 1465 nucleotides long. RefSeq names its product tripartite motif-containing protein 29-like. NCBI's taxonomy places the organism in Eukaryota, Metazoa, Chordata, Actinopteri, Cypriniformes, Catostomidae. The transcript has 5 exons. The coding region runs from base 436 to 1083 and encodes 215 amino acids. The record is from RefSeq and is a predicted model, not a curated record. Gene Ontology annotation, molecular function: zinc ion binding.
GCACGAGUGUGAGUAAACUAUCCCUUUAAGACACACCCGUGUUGCGCAGUGCACGUAUCUCAAACAAAGAAUGAGGAAACUUUAACUUUACAAAUCAGGGAAUCAAAACCAAUUUGCUGUUAAUCUCUAUUUGUGUGUGCAUGCAGUAAAAUGACAGGAUGAUCAGAAGGGAGGUCUGCCCUCAGCGCAGACAGACCUUCACUCCAAGACCUGUUUUAGGUAAAAACACCAUGCUGCCUGAAGUGGUGGAGAACUGAGGAAGAGAAAACUUCAAGCUUCUCGUCAUAAUCACUGUUAUAGUGGAUCUGGGGAUGUGGAGUGUGACAUCUGUACUGAGGAGAAAAAGACAGCCAUCAAGUCCUAUCUGGUGUGUCUGGAAUCUUACUAUCUCAUUUUGAACGUCAUGAAGAAUUUCACUCAAGAAAGCAUUACAAAAUGACUGAUGCCACUGGGCAACUCCAGGAAAUGAUCUGCCUUAAACAUGAUAGACUGCUGGAAUUGUACUGUCGUACUGAUAAGCAGUGUAUUUGUAUCCUGUGUGUGGUGGAUGAGCACAAAACCCACAAAACUGUUUCAGCUGCAGCAGAAAGCACUGAGAAACUGAGAUAUUUGGGGGAAACCAAGACAAAGUUCGAGCAAAGAAUCCAGGAGAGAGAGGAGGAGCUUCAGGAGCUGAGAGAGACUGUGGAGUCUCACAAGCGCUCUGCACAGUCAGCAGUGGAGGACAGUGAGAGGAUCUUUACUGAGCUGAUCCGCUUCAUUGAGAGAAGCUGCUCUGAGGUGACACAGCUGAUCAGACAUCAGGAAAAGGCUGCAGUGAGUCGAGCUGAAGGACUCUUGGAGCGACUGGAGCAGGAGAUUGCUGAUCUGAGGAGGAGAGACGCUGAGCUGGAGCAGCUUUCACACACAGAGGAUCACAUCCAAUUCCUCCAGAAUGUCCAGUCUUACUGUGUUCCUCCUGGAUCUUCAGACAUCACUGUCAGUUCUCACUUCUCUUUUGAUGAUGUAAUAAAUGAUGUCUCUCAAUUGCGAGAGAAACUGGAGCAUGUCUGUAAAGAAGAGCAAGAAAAAAAUAUUUGGUAGAGAUGUCUGUUGGAUCCAUAGUGAGAUGCAUCCAGAUCAUUCCUGCCCCAGAAUAUGAGACCAGGGAACAGUUCCUUCAAUGUAAGUUACUAUUCAAAUAUAGGAGCAUACACUUACAUGCACAGAGGAAAAAGUUUGAAAGUGAUUGUAAAUGCUUAGAGGUCAAUUAACUAACAUUAAAAAAUGUAACUAUUUAUUCGAUUUGUUUUAUUGAAUUCACUAUAGGGAAACAUGACAGAUGAUGAUGUCAAAUAUUUUAUUUAAAUAUAGCAGUAUUUUAUGUAAUACUUAGAAUAUAGAGUCUCAGCUGUUUAUUCUUUUAAUACUUAGUAAAACCUUUAGUGGUAAAAAGAACCUCACAAAAAAAAAAAAAAAAAGAAAA